Rhinocladiella mackenziei CBS 650.93 is the source of this 465-nucleotide messenger RNA. RefSeq lists its product as uncharacterized. Gene Ontology annotation, biological process: mitochondrial respiratory chain complex IV assembly. The transcript has a single exon. Lineage: Eukaryota; Fungi; Ascomycota; Eurotiomycetes; Chaetothyriales; Herpotrichiellaceae. The record is from RefSeq and is a predicted model, not a curated record. The coding region runs from base 1 to 465 and encodes 154 amino acids. Gene Ontology annotation, cellular component: mitochondrial matrix.
AUGCCUCCACACCUCCAUCCUCGCUCCACAGCGACAAGCACUCUCUUCGCAGGUACACUGCUAGCAUCUUUCGUUGUGGUGGGCAUUCCACACCUGUUUCCAUGCCCUAGACCCCGAACAGGCUACGCGGAUACUGAAAUCCAAUUCGAUGAUGAAGGAAGACCAGUUCGACGACGGACAGGAAAACGGAAUACGCCGGAGGAUUCGUCAAUAUCAUCAGGGGGCCAAGAACAAGUAUAUCACGGCACAGAAUGGCUGCAAGCCAGAUCCGGCCGAAUAGGUAGAAACCUGGUUGAGUCGAAGAACCUUGAGGACGAAGCCGAGUUGUUCCGCGAGUUACAACGCGAAGCAGAGGCAUUGGAGAAAAAUGCAAGAGAAUGUCCUGUUCCAAAACCAAAAGGAAUGGUUGGACGCCUGUUGGGAUUUGAAGAGAAGAGACCAGAGUUCGGAGAUGAGAAAAGCUGA